Molecule: messenger RNA, 2275 nt
Organism: Scheffersomyces amazonensis
Lineage: Eukaryota; Fungi; Ascomycota; Pichiomycetes; Serinales; Debaryomycetaceae
Exons: 1
Coding region: 279-2273 (664 amino acids)
Source: RefSeq, a predicted model, not a curated record
GGGUAGAUAGUCCACUACAUUUAACAAUCAAAAUUAUUUACUUCCACUAGAUAAUUUCAGAUCACGAGAGGACAAAAUACAAAGAAAUAGAAGCUCAUGUCAAUAUAAUAUACAUGUACUUGCAUAUUUGUGAGAUUGUCUGAUAAUGAGAGAUGGCGAAAGUCAUUAUAGUUUCUUAGCAUAUACAUAAUAAAUUUUGGCACAAAUUUGCUCAUUUAAUACUGUCCUUAUCUUCUCCUUUCUCCUGGUUUGUAUACUAUAUCUUCACAGAAUCUGAUAUGAAGCCCAUCCGUGAAUACAUAGAUCAUGCUACCAUCAAAGAGUCCACCAAGUUUGUUAUCCAAAAGUUGAUCAAUGAGACUAAUUACAACUAUUUCAAUGAUCCGAUUGAGAAGGAAAAUAUCAACAAAGAAUGGCAGAGACUAAUAGAAAAAUUACCUGAGCCAGUAGAUGAAGAAUCCAAACUAGAAAUAAAUCGCCGUCAGUUGGCAUUCAAGAUUUGUAACUUUCACAUUAUUGUUCCCGAAAACACAAUUUUGGAUGAAGAAUAUAUUGUCAGUCACCAAUAUAUGGAAGAUCUUUUAAUAGUAAAUGAUUUGGUCCGUGAUGAAGUGAUGCAUUACGUCCGGAAUAAUAAUCUAUAUAAGCCAACAUCUAUUGACAGAGAUUUGAUCGAAUUAUCUGUGGACAAUCUAUUUUCAAUAUCUCGUUCCGUAUCAGUACCAAUACCCAGAUUCAAAAUCAACUCAAAUAAUGAAAUAGACCCUAACAUAUAUGAAUCUAUUCUCAGUCCAACUAGCAUCAUUCCAAUUGACUACCCUCCAACUAGCUACAGAGAGAGUUCCAGACAUUCGAGAUUAUCAUCAUCGAAUUAUACAUUAAAAUCACAUACUUUUCUCACACUCCUUCAGAUUAAGGCCAUAUCAAACGAGAAUAACUUUGCUGACAACUCUUUGAAAAUGAAUUUUGACAAAUUGAUAAUAGACAAAGCUGCAUUGCAAACCAUGAAACCUUUUGUCUUUCGUAUACCAAGAAGAGACGAGCUCUACUUUUCAUAUGAAGGUAUUGUAUCGACAUAUAUUCAUCAUUUCAUUUUACAUGCUGUAAUGCACUUCUUUCAUGAUGAUGAAUCCCCAAAGAGGUACCAAUCACCAUGUCUCAAUUCAAAUUGCAGUAUUUCAUAUAACCCUGAUAACCAUGAAUUUAACGUUCCCUUCGACAUAAAAGACCAAGGAGUAUUUGAAGCUUAUCAAAAUAGGAAUAACCAAUUGAAAGAUACAGGUUUUCAUGAGUUGAUUAAUGAAGCCAUCUACAAUUGUUUGUAUUGCAAAUCCCACAUAGGCUUUGUUAUCGAUAUGGAUUGUGUACUAGUAGUUGAAAUUGAUGUAGGUGCCAGUACCAGAAUGGGAAGAGUAGAUUCUAUAGAUGGUGGGGAGUAUCAGUUACCAUGCAAUAUUAGAUGUCUCAGAUUUUCCGAUUCAAAAUAUAACCUCACUAUUAUUUUAAUGAUGUUAAUCAAAGAUUACUUUGACAAUGUGAACACACACAAAGAAGAUCAGGUGGAACGUUUGUUCGAUACAUUACGACUAACUCGCCAAGAUAUAGUGGAUAUGAAGAAGUGGCAGCAUGACUUUGUGUACUUAGAAUGGGCUUCCAAGUUUAGCCAUUACCAUCAAAUUGAAAAUGGUGAUUAUGCCCAUAAUAUAUAUCUGUAUAUUAUAAUCCCAAAGGAAUGUUACGAGGAAGUACAUCAUAUCAAAUACGAUGUGGAAGACCUCAAUGAAGCUGACUUUAACACUAAUUGCCCAGAAUUUUGUUUUGAGACCUAUACCUAUUUUCAAGUAGAUAGGCUUGAUGGAACGAUGGUCUUAAAAGUAUAUAAUCCUUACGUUGUGUCCGAGAGAUUGCUAUGUAAUCGUCAGUUUCUCGAAUCAUAUCUGAUUGCAUUGAGACUGUUUCUUUACGAAGUCCGUGCCUAUAGAAUAAUUGCUGAAGCUCCCAAAAUAUCUGGAAAGAACGGUAUUGUUGAAAAUUACAAUUCUCAUCUUUAUCGACUGGGAAUAAUUAAUUGGCCGGCAAUUGAUGAGAGGUAUUUCGGAUUCUAUCUCUUGAUUGGAUAUGCCAAGCAUGAUCCAUACAAACUAAAGUCACAUAACUUAUUUAUGGAAGCUCAAACUACAUUGAAAGAUAUUCACCACAAUAAGGACCGUCAUGCUGAAUUCUCAUGUAAAGAAGCAAAUAGUGUAGCUUCUAAUUGGCCUAUGGGUGAGUGAGA